Lipotes vexillifer (Yangtze River dolphin) is the source of this 1144-nucleotide messenger RNA. RefSeq names its product peroxisomal biogenesis factor 11 alpha (gene PEX11A). Gene Ontology annotation, biological process: peroxisome fission. The record is from RefSeq and is a predicted model, not a curated record. Gene Ontology annotation, cellular component: peroxisomal membrane. The coding region runs from base 87 to 830 and encodes 247 amino acids. NCBI's taxonomy places the organism in Eukaryota, Metazoa, Chordata, Mammalia, Artiodactyla, Lipotidae. The transcript is spliced from 3 exons.
GACCGACAGUUCCGUGGGGACUCGUCAGCAGCCCCUGAGGACUCGCAAAAGAACCCGGUGCGACUCUUGUCCUUGGGCUGGGUGCCAUGGACGCCUUCAUCCGCUUCACCAACCAGACCCAGGGCCGGGACCGUCUCUUCAGAGCCACUCAGUACACAUGCAUGUUGCUUAGAUAUUUGUUAGAGCCUAAAGCUGACAAACAGGAAGUUGUUAUGAAGCUCAAGAAACUGGAGUCCAGUGUGAGCACUGGCCGUAAAUGGUUCAGACUAGGCAAUGUGGUACAUGCUGUACAGAUGAUUCAGCAGAGCAUUCAUGCCACUGACCUAGUGCCCCGCAUCUGCCUAAUAUUAGCCAGCCUGAACCGUGUGAUUUAUUUCAUCUGUGACACCAUCCUUUUUGUGAGGAGUGUAGGGCUCGCCUCUGGCAUUAACAAAGAGAAAUGGCGAAUGUGGGCUGCACGCCAUUACUACUAUUCUCUUCUGCUGAGCCUGGUCAGGGAUCUGUAUGAAAUCUCCCUGCAGAUGGAACAGGUUGCACACGACAGAGCAAAGAAGGGGAAAUCAUCAUCCCAGGAUCCUCUUGUGUAUAGUGUGGCUGAUGAGGAAACAGAAUGGCUCCAGUCCUUUCUUCUUCUCUUAUUCCAAUCUCUGAAGAAGCAUCCUCCCUUGCUCCUGGACACAGUGAAGAACUUCUGUGAUAUCCUGAACCCUUUGGACCAGCUGGGGAUCUAUAAGUCCAAUCCUGGCAUCAUAGGCCUUGGAGGUCUCGUGUCCUCUAUAGCAGGCAUCAUCACUGUGGCGUAUCCUCAGAUGAAACUGAAGACCCGCUGAGGUGGUUUCAGGCUGAAGACUAGUACCUGCUUUGAAGACAACCUGUUAGUGAAAUGGACAUUUGCAUUAGGUACAGCCAUGUCAUACUGUGCUUACAGACUUAGUCACAUGAGCACUGAGUGGCCUGUGAUGUGAACAGAGGUGGGGCCAAGAACGGUGGAGGGAAGAUCAUGAAGGUUUAUGAGUUUUCUAGAGCACUGGAGUGACUUCUGAAUUUCUGAGUAUUUUUCCUUCAUCUAACAUUUAUCGAGCAUCUUUUAUGUGCAUAUUAGGAACUUAGUGUUGCUGAAUGGAUAAAAAUUAAGAGAAAAAUU